UUUUCUAUCUAAAUAAUAUAUUUUAUUUGGUAAAAAGUUUAAAUUUAGCAAAUUUUGACAAAUUAAUAAAUUUAAAAAAAUUACGUGUUUCAAUUCCGGUGUGGUCCUCUCAGUGGCUUUGCUAUCUUGGCUCAGGUUCAAUUGCUAUUUUUUUGUGAGACUAAUAAAUACAGUUGAUAGGAAUUAAAAAUUUUAAUUUCCUAAUAUUAAAGGAACCACCAAGUAUAUUUUAGAAUAUGAAGAUACAAAACAAUAUAAUAUGUAGAGGUUGUAUGGCUACAGAUAAACCUUUACAGUCCAUAUAUGAAUGUUCAAGUAUCUGUCCAAAUCUACAAAUUGUGAAUAUUUUAUUGCGAAAUAUACCAGAGCUUCUAAUUAGGACAACAGAUGGACUUCCAAAGGCACUUUGCGUAAUUUGUAUUGACAAGCUGCUUAGUUUGCACCAGUUUAGAGAAAUGUGUAUUGCCUCCAACAUCUACUUGCAAAGCAUUAUCGAAAAUAAUGGUUUCGAGAAAUCAAGAGCUUAUUCUUCUGCGAAUUCCGUCCAAAAAAUAAACAAAGAUCCGUUACAAUUAAGUUAUGCUUUAAAAAAAUCCGUUAAAGUCGAAUUGGAGGAAGUGGAUGUGUUAAUUGGUGAACAAAGUAGUUUUUCUGUUGCAACCGAAAGUUUAAAAAUGGAUCAAACUAUAAAUUCGAAUCUUCAAAGAUUGGAUUUGCAAACUAUAAAACGUAAAGAUUUCGCAACCUUCUUUAACAGCAAUAACGUACAUUUGAAAAAUCAGUAUCAAGAAUGUGUUGAUGAAAUUGAAAAUAAAGAAUCAUGUCAGAUUGCGUGCAUUCAAAAUACGAUUAAUAAUGUGAUUAAUAAGGAUAGUUAUAAAAUCAAGAAAGUUGAAUAUAAUUGCGCGUAUUGCUCUAGUACGUUUUUAAAAAAGAGUUCAUUAGGCAAUCACUUGAAGACACACUUGGAGUUAGAAUCCUCUGUUUUAUACAAGUGUAAAGAAUGCUUAAGAAGUUUUAAAAGUCGACGUACACUAUUGAAACAUAAUCGUAAUGAUCAUCCUGUAAUGAGAGAUUUAACUGUAAUGUAUAACUGCAAAUUCUGUAGUAAAGUGUUUCAACAGUCUUCAACUCUCAAAGAUCAUAUAAGAACACAUACAGGGGAGCAACCUUUUCUAUGUUUUGAAUGUGGAAAAACAUUCAGUAAUUCCAGCAAUAUGAAGCAACAUCUUCUUCGCCACACAGGUGAAAAAAAAUAUGAGUGCCCUGAUUGUCCUAAAAAAUUUCCUUGUCUUAGCGAUUUAGCGUCACAUAGCGCUGUGCAUAAAAAAUUUAAACCGCAUAUUUGUGAUGUAUGCGGUGCAGCGUUUGGAAAACCCUUUCAAUUAAAAAAACACAAGAUGUAUCACAACGGUGAAAAACCGCACAAGUGUGAAUAUUGUGAUAUGAGAUUUGUCAUUGCUGACCAUAUGCGCCGCCAUAUGCGAACCCAUACCGGUGAAAAGCCCUACAAAUGCAAAUACUGUCAGAGAGCUUUUACUCAAAGUAAUGAUUUAAUUAAACAUCUUCGAUCUCAUUUAGGAGAGAAUGUAUACAAGUGCGAAUUUUGUCCAAAAGCAUUUCGCUUAGCUUCCGAAUUACGUGAACAUUUUGCUGAACAUAAAAUAUCAGAAUCUGGGUACGUUAAAACCAACAAAGCAAAUACCAACAACAAUUAAUAAAAAUUAUUAUCCAAAAAUAA
Molecule: messenger RNA, 1741 nt
Organism: Teleopsis dalmanni
Lineage: Eukaryota; Metazoa; Arthropoda; Insecta; Diptera; Diopsidae
Product: zinc finger protein 660-like
Exons: 5
Coding region: 237-1718 (493 amino acids)
Biological process (GO): regulation of DNA-templated transcription
Cellular component (GO): nucleus
Molecular function (GO): zinc ion binding; RNA polymerase II cis-regulatory region sequence-specific DNA binding; DNA-binding transcription factor activity, RNA polymerase II-specific
Source: RefSeq, a predicted model, not a curated record